CUAGUCGGCCGGUCUCGUGGGCAAAUAGUGUGGCCACACUUUCGUCGCACUAUGGUAAGAGGAUGUGAUUGAUUGAUUGAUUGAUGAGAAAGUGGGGAGAUUGUUUUGUGAUACUCGAUGUUGGCGACAUAUCUGAAAGCAAAGGGUAUUCAUCUCCGGCGGAGUUCAAAUUGUUUGAAGAACAUCAGCUUCUUCUCCUUUGUCUUGUACGCUCAACUCCAACUUCCUAACUUGCUCGUCAGCGAGGAUAACAUAGUGGUCUUCUCCAAUCUUAUUGCAUUUGAGAUGUCGCCAGGCAUGUAUAAUAAAUUUAGCGUGUCAUCUUACUUUAAUUUCAUGAAAACGUUGAUCAACAAUACUAAUGAUGUAAAGGUGCUGCGGGAGAAAGGCAUAUUACACGACGUGUUGGCAAGCAAUGAAGAAGUGGUUGGAAUGUUUAAAAGCAUCAAUACUUAUGGAUUCGCAAUUAACACUUUAUCUUUUUUAUGUGGUGAGACAAGGAUUGAUGAGUACUGCAACAGCAAAGCCAAGACAUGGAUGGCCGACCUCACCAAUACCAAUACCAAUACCAAUACCAAUACCAAUACCAAUACCAAUUUUCGGAGCCAAUGGGCUGCUAUAGCUCUUCUAGUUGCCACAUUUCUGCUUUGCCUCACUUCUCUACAAACUUACUACACAAUCAAUCCACACAAUUAAACAAUGCCACUCGAUUCUAUCUUCUUUAUGUACGUAUUUUAGGUUACUGUUUGUAAUACUCCCUCCAUCCCCAAUAAUUAACCUAACAACUUUGCUUUCCCACCA
This is a messenger RNA of Salvia splendens (bonfire salvia), 801 nucleotides long. RefSeq lists its product as uncharacterized. The transcript is spliced from 2 exons. The record is from RefSeq and is a predicted model, not a curated record. Lineage: Eukaryota; Viridiplantae; Streptophyta; Magnoliopsida; Lamiales; Lamiaceae. Bases 118 to 696 code for a protein of 192 amino acids.